Molecule: messenger RNA, 4635 nt
Organism: Cyphellophora attinorum
Lineage: Eukaryota; Fungi; Ascomycota; Eurotiomycetes; Chaetothyriales; Cyphellophoraceae
Product: ABC transporter CDR4
Exons: 2
Coding region: 1-4635 (1544 amino acids)
Biological process (GO): transmembrane transport
Cellular component (GO): membrane
Molecular function (GO): ATP binding; ABC-type transporter activity; ATP hydrolysis activity
Source: RefSeq, a predicted model, not a curated record
AUGUCCCUAGUGGGAGGCUUUGUGACAUCGCCUGAUCGGACCAUGGAGACCUCAGGCCCUGGAUCAACACAGCCUCCACCAUCUCCCGGACACGUUCGCCGCGCAUCAUUCACAGACAACCUGCCUCGACGAUUCUCAAAUACAUCACAACGGCGACCAUCAAUGGACCGCCACCAGACAUCCUACGUCACUGCCCCAACCUUUGACGAGGAGAAGCACAUCAGCGAAUCGUCCGAAGAUGAGAGCGAACAGAUCAAAUCGCUUGCGCGGCAAAUGACGCGGGCGUCGACAUAUUCUAACGUACCUUCGAAUCCAUGGCAGUAUGAGGAGGGUUCGGUACUCGAUCCCAACUCGGACAAUUUCAGAGCGCGAGCUUUCACCAAGUCGAUGCUGAAGCUGCUGCAGGAGGAAGGCGAAGAGCGCCAUCUCGCGAGGUCAGCUGGGUUUUCAUUUCGAAAUCUCAGCGCUCAUGGUUUUGGCACUGGUACCGACUUUCAGAAGUCUGUCGGCAAUGUUUAUCUGCAGGUCAUUGGUGGUAUUCGCCAACUGAUGGGGUCCGGCCAGCGGAGAAUCGACAUUCUGCAGAAGUUCGACGGUCUGGUUCGUGCUGGUGAAAUGUUGGUUGUCCUUGGCCCUCCUGGUUCAGGAUGUUCGACCUUCCUCAAGACCAUUACUGGUGAGACACAUGGUUUUAACGUGGACCCUGAAUCCGUCAUCAACUAUCAAGGUGUCAGCUACGAGCAGAUGCACAAGCAGUUCCGCGGCGAGACGAUAUAUACUGCCGAGGUUGACGUCCACUUCCCACAAUUGACAGUUGGCGACACGCUCUACUUCGCUGCGAGAGCGCGUGCACCAAGAAACAUCCCUGGUGGCAUCUCGAAGAAGCAGUAUGCUUUGAAUGUGCGCGACAUGAUCAUGGCUACCUUUGGCAUCCGGCACACACUCAACACAAAAGUUGGAAACGAUUUCGUCCGUGGCGUGUCAGGUGGUGAGCGUAAGCGUGUGACAAUCGCGGAGGCUUGCCUGAACGGUUCGCCCUUACAAGCUUGGGACAAUUCGACUCGUGGUCUCGAUAGCGCCAACGCCAUUGAAUUCUGUCGCACACUUCGUAUGUCGACGGAACUGCAGAACGUCACGGCAGCAGUCGCCAUUUACCAAGCACCUCAGGCCGCCUAUGACCUUUUCGACAAGGCUCUAGUCCUAUAUGAGGGUCGCCAGAUUUAUUUCGGAAGCACCAAAAAUGCCCGCGCUUUCUUCGAGAACAUGGGCUUUGAAUGCCCACAUCGACAAACUGAGGCUGAUUUCUUAACGUCCAUGACAAGUGCGGAGGAGAGAAUCACCCGACCUGGUUUCGAGAACAAGGUGCCCCGUACGCCAGACGAGUUUGCAGCACGAUGGAAGUCAAGUCCGGAGUAUGCCGAACUCAUGAAAGAAAUUGAGCAGUAUGAGCAAGAGCACCUGAUAGGCGGUGAGCAUCUCGAACGAUUUCAGAAGUCUCGCCAGCUGCAGAAAUCCAAGAAGCUGCGACCAAAGUCGCCGUACACACUGUCGUACAACCAGCAAGUCCAGCUCACACUGUGGCGUGGUUUCCGACGGCUUGCUGCUGAUCCCAGCAUCACUGCCUUUCAGCUGUUCUUCAAUGUUGUUCUGGCGCUGGUCAUCGCAUCAGUCUUCUACAACCUCGAUGACACUACCAAUUCUUUCUUCUCCCGAGGGGCGCUUCUGUUCUUCGCCGUUCUAAUGAACGCCUUUGGUUCUGCACUCGAAAUUCUCACGCUCUACGCUCAGCGGCCUAUCGUCGAGAAGCACAAACGCUACGCCUUGUAUCACCCCUCAGCAGAAGCCGUCGCCUCAAUGCUUACGGACAUGCCAUACAAGAUUCUCAACGCUAUUCUUUUCAACCUGACGCUAUACUUCAUGACCAAUUUGCGAAGAACACCAGCAGCAUUCUUUUUCUUCCUGCUCAUCUCGUUCUUCCUAACCCUGGUGAUGAGCAUGCUCUUCAGGACAAUUGGAUCAGUUUCGAGGACCCUAUCACAGGCGUUGGCACCCGCUGCUGUAAUGAUUUUGGCCAUUGUCAUCUACACAGGAUUUGCAAUCCCAACGACGUAUAUGCUUGGCUGGUCGCGUUGGAUCAACUAUAUUGACCCCGUCUCAUAUGGCUUUGAGGCACUGAUGGUCAAUGAGUUCUCAAACCGCCAAUUUCCCUGUUCGACAUUCGUUCCAUCGAAUAUGGGCGAUUUGACAGCUUAUGGCAAUGUCGCCUCCGACAAUCAUGUCUGUACAACAGUCGGCUCAGUUGCUGGACAGCCAUACGUAUCUGGUGACGCGUACAUCAAUUCGCAAUACGCCUACUACGCGUCUCAUCGCUGGCGCAAUUUCGGCAUCCUCAUCGGCUUUCUGAUUGGGCUCAUGUGCACUUAUCUGGUUGCUGCCGAGUACGUAACUAGUAAGAAGUCCAAAGGCGAGGUUCUGGUCUUCCGACGUGGCCACAUACCAGCUGCAGCCAAAAGCAAACUCAGCGAUGACGAGAGCGGCAGUGGCAAUCAUGUCACCAUGGAGAAGCAGCACGUCCACAAGCAGGAUAUCUCGGAUGUCAUACAGAAGCAGACUGCGAUCUUCCAGUGGAGGAACGUCGUGUACGAUAUCAAGGUCAAGAAGGAAGAGCGCCGCAUCCUCGACCACGUGGAUGGCUGGGUCAAGCCUGGUACCCUGACAGCCCUUAUGGGAGAAUCAGGCGCUGGUAAGACUACACUUUUGGACGUCCUGGCGACGCGUGUGACCAUGGGUGUCAUCUCUGGUGAUAUGCUUGUAGACGGCCAACAACGAGACAGCUCGUUUCAACGCAAGACCGGAUAUGUGCAACAGCAGGAUCUUCACCUGGAAACAUCAACUGUCCGCGAGGCCCUCAACUUUAGCGCAAUCCUACGUCAACCUGCUCAUGUCUCACGCGACGAGAAGCUGGCAUAUGUCGACGAGGUCAUCAAGCUUCUCGAAAUGGAGGAUUACGCCGAUGCUGUUGUUGGGGUUCCAGGCGAAGGUCUCAACGUUGAACAGCGGAAACGUUUGACUAUUGGUGUCGAGCUGGCUGCCAAACCCGCUUUGCUGCUCUUCCUCGAUGAGCCGACUUCUGGUCUCGACUCUCAGACGUCCUGGUCGAUUCUCGACCUGCUUGAAAAGCUGAAGAACAAUGGACAGGCUAUUCUCUGCACCAUCCACCAGCCUUCCGCAGUUCUAUUCCAACGUUUUGAUCGCCUCCUCUUCCUCCAGAAGGGCGGCAAGACUGUAUACUUUGGUCCUGUUGGGGAGUCCUCGAAGACUUUGACCGACUACUUCGUCCGCAACGGUGCUAAACCUUGCCCGCCUGAGGCCAAUCCAGCUGAAUGGAUGCUUGAGAUCAUCGGUGCUGCGCCAGGCUCGUUUACAGAUAUCGACUGGUUCAAUACUUGGCGCAAUUCCCCGGAGUAUGCUGCGGUUCACAAAGAGCUUGACGACAUGCAACAGGAACGCUCGCAGAUGAUGACUCGUGUACAGACCCAAGACAACAAAGCGCAAUACAAGGAAUUCGCUGCGCCUUUCACAGUUCAACUCUGGGAGACUCUGAAGCGCGUCUUCGAGCAGUACUGGCGCCUACAGAACCAAAUGUUCGGUAUCUUCAUGUUGAUGAAUAUCUUCGGCCAGCUUGUGCAACAGAUCAUGCCAAUGUUCGUCACUCAGCGCGCUCUUUACGAAGUCCGUGAACGCCCAUCGAAAGCAUACUCAUGGCAGGCAUUUAUGAUGAGCAAUAUCAUCGUCGAGAUUCCCUGGGGCGUCCUCUCCGCCAUCAUUCUCUUCUUCACCUGGUACUACCCAAUCGGCGUCUACCGCAAUGCUGAGCCCACCGACGCCGUCCAUGAGCGCGGCGCGCUCAUGUUCCUGCUGGUCCUGGUCUUCCUGAUCUUCACCUCAACGUUUGCGCACAUGGUUAUCGCCGCUAUCGGCAGCGCUGAGGCGGGUGGUGGCAUCGCCAAUCUGCUCUUCUCCCUUGCCCUCAUCUUCUGUGGUGUUCUAGCAUCCCCAACAACUCUUCCCGGCUUCUGGAUCUUCAUGUAUCGCGUCUCACCCUUCACUUACCUGGUCGAAGGCAUGCUCACCACCGCCGUCGCCGACACCACAGUCCAAUGCGCAGCCAACGAGUUCCUCAGCUUUGCCCCGCCCGCCGGCCAGACCUGUGGCCAAUACAUGCAAGCAUUCAUAGACUACGCCGGCGGCCAACUCGAUCCCGCGACCAUCGACUCCACCACAGAAUGCAGCUUCUGCACCUUGGCCGACACCAACAAGUUUCUGGCCGGCGUCAGCGCCGACCCGAAGAACAUGUGGCGCGACUUUGGGCUCAUGUGGGUGUACGUCCUGGUAAACAUCGCAGGCGCGGUGUUCUUCUACUGGCUGGGACGGGUUCCCAAGGGUGCGAAGAAGCAGAGUGAGGAAGUGGCGGCGAGCAAGGAUAUCAAGCAGAUUGAGAGUACGCGAGAGACGGUGCCGAUGGCGCAUGGGGGCGAGGAUGGUGGGCCGGUCGGAAGGGUCAGCACGACGAGGAGCGCGGCGACGGGGAAGACGGGGAGGAGGAGUGAGAAGGGGAAGGAGGAUAUUGUUUGA